AUGAUACCACCCUACGGAAGUCUACUCCUUGCCAGCAAGGGAAGGUUUGACUACGCCGAGGAGUGCUCGCGCUCCCCUCGGUCGAAGGAAUAUUUUGCCUCAUCAACGUUUGAAAAAGGAGGUAAAAGAGGUAAAACACACAUGUAUUACACAUUUAUUACAUCCUUUGUGAAAAUAAAAAAAAUACCAAGCCCAAGGUUAAAGAAGUCUCCCGAAAGUCCACCAGAAAUGGAUUCUCCGGUUGGGAGCGUAAGUAGUGAUUUACGACGGCAGAACGAAGAGCUCCGCGCUCGUCUUGCUGGCGAAAGUGCUGAUCAUAAGCGCCGACUAGACGCUUACCGCCGGGCACAGCAGGGACAGGCGGCUUUAGUAUCGCGGCUUCAAGCUAAGGUUCUACAAUACAAACAGCGAUGUUCCGAAUUGGAGAACCAAAUGCAGGAAACAACACCCCGCAGCGAAGCUGGGUACAGAAAUCCAGUGAGCAAGAGCAUUGCGCUCCCAGCCCCGGCGCCUUCGGCUUUUACUAAUCCGUCGUCAUCUGAUACACGCCGGGAUGAACGUAUUGGGGAUCUUGAAACUGCGUUGCGUAGACUUGAUGAAGAAAAACGCAAGUGUGAAAAGCUUGUAUCUCAAAAUAAUUUAUUGAGGGACCAGCUAGAAGAAUCUCACCAACUUAACGAGGCUCUCACAAAUGAUCUUCAAAAGCUAACAAAUGACUGGGAGGCUUUAAGAGAUGAAAUGUCCAUCAAAGAAGAUGAAUGGAAGGAUGAAGAGCAGGCUUUCAAUGACUACUACUCCAACGAGCAUAACCGUUUACUGAACCUGUGGCGAGAAGUAGUUUCUGUGAAGCGAUUCUUUUCUGAAUUGCAAACAAGCACAGAAAGAGAUUUGUACAAAGUAAAGAAUGAUAUCGAUUCUGCAGCUAGAGACCUAGUAGGGACAUUGAGCGGAUAUGCUAUUAAUGCAUAUGCUUCACAGGGUUCCCAGGAACUUAAGUCUGAACAACAGCCUGCAGGACUGAUUCCAUCAUCCGCAAUAGAGAACCUCAGAUCAGAACUGCAUUCCAUCACAUCUCAACGUGACUCGGCCAUAGCCGAGUUGCGGGAAAGAGACACUCGUAUACAACGUCUGUUAGGAGAACUGCAGGGAUUGGAGGAGCGAUGUGAGUGUGCAGAGACAGUAUGUUCGGAAGCGAACGUGAUGCGGUCGGCGCUGGAGGAGGUGGCGCGCGCGCUCAUACACGACUCGGAGGCGGACGCGGGCCCGCAGCACUUGCAUCUCUCUGAGAGGUCUCCCAAACGCGCGCCACACGGCAACGCGACGGCCUUCGCGGAGAGCACCAUCUCGGCGGUGCAGGCCGCGCUGCACAAGUACCAGAUACAGAUACACGAGUUGCAGGUGAAACUGCAAAAUACCAGGGAACAACUAAUGACGAGUCGAAAGCACAGUGAGGCGGCCGAUGCCACCAUCGCUUCGUUGGAGGGCAAAGUACAGGAUUUGCAAGCCAAAUUGGACCAAUCCAAUGCAGAUCUCAAUCAACUAUUGCAAGAGAAGGAUUCUUUGCAGAAGACCGUUGAAUCUUUGAGGAUGGAUAAGAACAAUCUAGAAAGAAAUAGAGUUGAGAUCAAUGCUAUGGUGGAAUCUCUAACAUCCGAUUAUGAGAAGUUACAGAAGAUCAACUCGCGGUUAGAAAAGAAUAUAGAGGCACUUGAAGAUGAAAAGCGAGCUUUAAACUCUGAAGUGGACCAUUUAAGACACGAAGCUGCCAGCAGAGAAUCUGUUUUACGAGCUGAAGAAGAACGUUCUUCUCGAUUGCGAUCAGAGUUAGUGACAUUGAGAGAAGAACUAAAUAAAAUGGCGCUGACUCGGGAUCUGUUGGACCAACAGAAGCUGGAAUCUGACACCUUGCUUUCCCAGAUGGAGAAGAAUAGAAGUGAACUAGAAAUCGAACUGGAACGGACUUUGUUAGAGCGCGGGGACUUACAGGAUCUUGUUGAUAAGUUGCAGUCUCUUGUACGCAAUUUGGAAGUCGAUAAGAAGAAAUUGCAAGAAGAUGUCAAGAAUUUGGAAGAAGAAAGAUCGUCUCUUUCCAACCAAUCGUCAGAACUACAAGGAGAUUUGAACUCUCUCCGGAAGGAACUACUCGCUGCUGAACAGAAUCGUAUGGAGUUGGAAGCGGAUAAAGCAUCUCUGUUUGAGAAGAUUAAGUUUUUGGAAGGAGAUAGAGAGAAAGUUGAGUUGGAGUUACGACAAGUUGUAAGGGAACGUGGGGAACUAAGCUCCCAACUAACAGCAAUGGCGCGUAAGAAGGACGCACUCAAUGAAGAAAUCAUCCGUCUGCAACAGAGACUUGAACAAGCAAACGAGACUAUCGGCAGAUUGAAUAGAAGUCUGGACGACCAUGUGAAGGAUGCUGAGGAGAAGCAGAUAACAAUAUCGAAGUUGGACAAAGAGAGGCAGCAGCUGCAGGAGGCGCUGGCGGGCGCGCGCGCCGACAAGGACGCGCUGGAGGCGGCGCUGUUCGACUCCGCCAGCCUGCUGGAGGACGAGGCGGCGCGCCGCGCCAAGCUGGAGGCCGAGCUGCAGGACGCGAAGGUCUCCUUGGAGAACUCGAAAGGUCAAAUAUCUCGUCUGACAAAAGAUCUGGAAAACACUGAGAAGAAGCUUCGAGAAACAAGGAAUAGUAUGUCACAACAGUCUGGCAAGAAGGAAGCGGAAUAUCAACAAGUUAUAAAUAAUCUCAAUCGCACCACUACUGAGAAUAUAACUAAGCUCAAAGAAGAGAAGGAGCAACUCCGCCAAUCGCUAGAACAAAAGCUGAGCCAGACCAUCGCGACGCUGACGAGCGAGAGGGAAGCGCUGGAGGCGGGCGCGAGAGAGAGAGAGAAGAAGCUGCUGGCGGCGCGCGACCAGCUGCUGCUGCAGCACGACGAGGCCAUGCUGCGCGCGGAGAAUGAUAAGCAGCAGGCGCUUCUGAUGGCUCACCAAGAACACCAAGCCCUCGUAGAACGUUUAGAAGAAGCCAAGCGGAUAUUACACUGUGAGCGGAACAAGCUGGAGCGCGCCAAGCGCGAGGCGGCGGCGCGCGCCGACCAGGACAGGAACUGUAUCAAUCAGCUGAAAGAUGACUUGGCCGCUAUGAAGACUAGGCUGGAAGAGGCCAAGGCGACGGCAGAAGACGAGUGUGCCAGAUUUGAAAACCGUAUAAAAGAAUUGCAUUUAGAAAAGGAAGCAGUCAACCGCGAAUGUCAGGAGACUCGAGCGCAACUGUCCCUAGCCGAGGACAAGUAUGACGCUGCCUACACACAAUUGCAAGAUACUUUGAGAAAGCUCAAGGAGUUGGAGAACGAAUCGGACGGGCUGCGCAAGGAGCUGGCGGACGUGCGCCGCCAGCUGUCCAGCAGCAGCGCGGAGCGCGACAAGUACGGCGCGGCGUGCCGCGACCUGCGCGACCACGUCAAGCGCGCCGAGCACGAGCGCCGCGACGCCGCGCGCGCCAGGGAUGACGCGUAUCAUAAGAUCGCUGGAUUAGAAGAACAACGUACCUCCCUAGAACUGGAACUGACGCGUCUCCAAACGAUGCUAAAAGAGAGCGAGAGCGGCGGCGAGCACACGGAGCGCGCGCUGCGCGCCGCCGAGGCGCAGCUCAAGCGGGAGCGCGCCGCGCUGGAGCAGGCGCAGCAUGACAUCAAGGAACUACAGUCCCGACUACAGAACGAGUGCGAGGAGCGCGAGCGCUGCGGCGGCGAGGCGGCGGCGGCGCGGCGGCACGGCGCCGAGCUGGAGGCGCUGCUGGCGGCCGCGCGCGCCGACCUGGCCGCCGCGCGCGCGCGCGCCGCCGACCUGGACGACGCCUGCCGCGCCCGCGACCAGGAAUUAGUGGUGCGAUUGGAAGACUGUAGAUCUAAAGAGCGUCGCUUGGAAGAGCUGAAACACAACCUGGAAGUGUGUCUCGCCGACGCCACGCAGCAGAUACAGGAGUUGAAGACGCGUCUCGGCGGCAGCGAGGGCCGCACGCGCGCGCUGGAGGCGGCGCUGGCGCAGGCGGAGGGCGCGCGGCGCGAGGCGGAGGCGCGGCUGUGCUCGCUGGCGCGCGCGCUGCGCCGCGUGUGCGGCGUGCAGCCCGACGGCAGCGUGAGCGCCGCGCGCCGCCGCCUCGCCAGCCCCGCGCGCCGCUACUCGCCGCACAGGGGCCGUGAUCGUGAUCACUCCGAGGAACGUAACGAGAUUAUCGACGUUGAUCCAGAGCUAUUUAAGAAAGGUCUCCGCAACUUAAUGCAUGAAGUGUGCCAGAUUGAAAGGGAAAAGGACGACUACAAAUCUCAAGUGACCGUGCUAAAGAAGCAACUGAAGGAGGCCACAGAACAGCAAGGCAAGGGAGAAGGGCGGCUUCAAUCACUCAACACUAACCUUCGGAGUGUGCAAGAAGAGAAGUCUCGUCUGCAAGCCGCCGUGGGACAGAAGGAAGUUCAGUUGAACGCUUUGAACGAGUCAGUUCAAGCAAAGACUGUGGAGAUCAGCAAUUUGAGGGACAAGAUCACAAGCCUCGAGGCGACAUUGAGCUCUAUUACUGAAGACAAAGUACAGAAUGAGAACAAAUCUGAGAGUCUACGAGCUCAAUUGGCGGAGCGCGUUCAAGAAGUUGGUCAGCUGCGUGAGGCCCUUGCAGCUGCUGAAGGUCGCGCGGCGCGCCUGGACGUGCGGCGCGCGCAGCUGGAGGGCGACGUGCAGCGCGCGGCCGUCGCAGCGCGCGACCGGGAUGCUGCCAUGAAGGCGAGAAUUGCUUUAUAUUAUACUGCCUUAUUCUUUUAUUUCUUU
This is a messenger RNA of Brenthis ino (lesser marbled fritillary), 4818 nucleotides long. The record is from the annotation of a GenBank genome assembly. NCBI's taxonomy places the organism in Eukaryota, Metazoa, Arthropoda, Insecta, Lepidoptera, Nymphalidae.